CACUGUCACAGCUCCACAGCCAGAGGACAGAGGCAGCAACAGCACCAGUGGAAAGAAUGCGAUAUGGAGGAGGGAGAGUGUACCAUCCGUCUGCAGCUCCAGACCUGACUCUGAGACAAGAUAAGACAGGACAUCCUCCCUCUGGGACCAUCCCACCAACUUACAGGAGCCAAAAAAAGGAGUCCUUUACUGUCCUUCACAAGACCAAGUAGCGGACCUCAACUCCAGCAGGACUGCUCACCUCAUUCUUUUCCUCACUCUUGCACUCACAUACUCUUACUCACACUGUGGUUCUCUUGACUUCUCUCCGUGCUCUGGACUUUAAGCGUCAUUCUUUUUCAAUGCUUCCUUCAAUGACCUUCUGAACUGAGUGGAUUUUACUUUUUAUCCUGUGGCUGACCAUGGGGGGACCCGGAUGGAGGGGUACAGUGGUAGCAGCAGCAGUGGGGACCCUCAGAAAAAGGACAGUGGGGAGCAGCUGGUACCUUUUUGUGACAUUGCUGCUGCUCUGUGGUUUCUGGAAGGCUCACACACAGACAGAUGAUGGGAAGUCUGUUUACUUCUGGGAAACAGGUCCAUGGGGAAGAUGCAUGGGCAGUGACUGUGGCCCAGGUGGCAGCCAAAGCCGGGCAGUGUGGUGCGCCCAUGUGGACGGCUGGACAACACUUCACACCAACUGUGAUCAGGGCCAGCGUCCGUCCAACCAGAGGAACUGUUUCCGUGUCUGUGACUGGCACAAGGACCUUUACGAUUGGAAACUGGGUGCCUGGAAUGACUGUGUGCCAGUGUCGGCAAGGACCUUUGGGGCCUCACAGCCGUUCACGUGCAGUGGAGGCGAAGAGGGCAUUCAGACCCGGGAGGUGGGCUGCAUGCUCAAGUCAGACGGCUCUCCAGCAGAGGAUGCCAUCUGUGAAUACUUUGAGCCCAAGCCUCGCCUGGAGCAGGCCUGUUUGAUCCCCUGCCCUCAGGACUGUGUGGUUUCUGAGUAUUCGCCAUGGACAUCCUGCUCCAAAACAUGUGGGACAGGACUCAGGAACAGGGUUCGCAGCGUUUUGGUGCCUCCGCUUUUUGGAGGCGCAGUUUGUCCUAACUUAACUGAGUUCCAGUCAUGUAAACCUGGACCAUGUACAGGUCCAGAAGGCAUGUACAGCCUCAGGGUUGGACCAUGGAGUCCCUGCACUCUUCCACUGACUCGGCCAGCACGCCAAGCCAAGCGCAGGAAAGGGAAAGGCCAAGGACUCAGGGAAAGAGUAGGAGCAGUUAAAGAUCCUGAGACUAGGGAGCUUAUUCAGAAGAAACGGUCCAGGAACCGUCUUAACCGGCAGGAAAGUCCAUUUUGGGACAUCCAGGUUGGCUACCAGACCCGGAAUGUGACCUGCAUACACAGGAACGGAAGCGCUGUUGUAAAACAUCUGUGCACACCAAGGAACCUGCCUCUGACCGUCCAGUCCUGUGUCCUCCUCAAGGAUUGCCAAAUGACAGACUGGACAGAGUGGGGCCCCUGUUCCAAAACCUGCUUGAACCCAGAAUCUCCGAGAGGCACUCGGACACGGAUCAGACAAGUGCUUCAGUUCCCCAUUGGUGAAGGAGUCAAGUGUUCACUGGUGGACGAGUCAGAACCAUGCGAACCUCAGGGAGACAGCAUACCGCCCUGCGCCAUUUACACCUGGAGGACCACAGAGUGGAGUGAUUGCAGAGUGGACUUGUUGCUAAGCCAACAGGACCGUCGGCGUAGCAACCUGACAGGGCUUUGUGGGGGAGGUCUCCAGACCAGAGAGGUAUACUGUGUUCAAGCAAAUGCUGAGCUACUAAAGUACCUCAAUGACCUCAGAGAAAAAGAAAAAGCAGGUCAGACCCAAAGACAGCAGAAGCCUAGUGUCCCCCCCCUCCUCUCCAUCACCUUCCAGAUUACAGCCUCUCCCCCAGUGGAAAACAAACUGUGCGAGGGUCCAAUCCCUAACUCAUCCCAGCUGUGCCAAAUCCCCUGUCCCAUCGACUGUCAAGUGUCACCAUGGGGGGCUUGGGGCCCCUGCACUUUUGAGAACUGUGAGGACCAGGCCGCAAAGAAAGGUUUCAAACUGAGAAGGCGCCAGAUCACCAACGAGCCGGCGGGGGGACCUGGAAACUGCCCCCACCUGGUGGAGGCAGUGCCGUGUGAUGAGCCCAGUUGUUAUGUCUGGCAGCUGGUCAGUCUGGAUCAGUGUGUUCCUGAUGAUGACAAGCCAUGUGGCCCUGGUACUCAGCUCGCACAGGUCCAGUGUGUCAACAGCAACGGAGAGGAAGUGGACAGAAACCUAUGCUCAUCUUCCCUUCCUCCAGAGCCCGUGGCCUGUGAAGUGCCUUGCUCAAGAGACUGUGUUCUCAGCGACUGGACCACAUGGUCCACUUGUUCUCAGACCUGUUCCAGCAAGACCAUCGAGGGCAAACAGAUGCGGACCCGUUCCAUUCUGGCCUACAAUGCUGGGGAAGUAACUGCAAUGGUAGUGGCAUGGAUCACAGUGAUGGAGGGACUUUCACAGGUGCCGAAGUUUCCGGAACUUUUUGGUGGAGCCCUGUGCCCAAACAGCAGUGCCCUUCAGGAGGUACGGAACUGUAAUGAACAUGCCUGCACAGUGUAUCACUGGCAGACCGGCCCCUGGGGGCCCUGCACUGAAGAUCCUACUGCCUCAUCGCUGAACACCUCUACAAGUAUCCGUCCCAGCAGUGACAUGCAAGGGCCCUGCUCCAUGGGGAUGCAGACCCGGAAAGUUAUCUGUGUCCGGGUCAAUGUGGGACAAGUGCCACCCAAAAAGUGUCCAGAUGGGCCUCGUCCCUCCACUGUACGUCCAUGCCAGCUGCCAUGUAGGAAGGACUGUAUCGUGACUCCGUUCAGUGACUGGACACCCUGCCCUGUCGUAUGUGAUGCAGCUGGUAAUGCCAUGAAGAAAAAGCAAUCAAGAAAACGACUUAUCAUUCAGCUGCCAUCCAAUGGAGGCCAGGACUGUCCAGAGGUGCUGGAGGAGGAGAGGGACUGUGAAGUCCCAAGGGUCUGUCCAGGGUUCAGGUGGAAGACUCACAAAUGGAGGAAGUGCCAGCUGGUCCCAUGGUUUCUCCGACAGGACAUCCCUGGUGCUCAGGAGACCUGUGGACCAGGACUACAAACAAGAGCUGUGUCAUGUCGCCAGCUUGAUGGGAUGCAAGCUGACAUGAGUGAGUGUCUGAAAUUUGCGAAAGCCAUGCCUGCUAUCACUCAGCGCUGUCAGCUCCCCUGCCAGGACGACUGCCAGCUCACCAAUUGGUCCAAGUUCUCGUCCUGCACAGCUGAUUGUGUGGGGGUCCGCACUAGAAAGAGGGCAUUGAUAGGAAGAAGCAAGAAGAAAGACAAGUGCAAGAACACACAGAUGUACCCUCUGAGUGAGACCCAGUACUGCCCCUGUGACAAGUACAAUGCUCAGCCCGUGGGGAACUGGUCUGACUGCAUCCUGCCAGAGGGAGGUCGAGCAGAAAGUGUCCUUGGAAUGAAAGUUCAGGGAGAUAUCAAAGAGUGUGGACAGGGCUAUCGCUACCAGGCCAUGGUGUGCUACGACCAGGACAACAGGCUGGUGGAGACCUCACGCUGCAACAGCCAUGGUUACAUUGAAGAGGCAUGCAUCAUCCCAUGUCCAUCAGACUGUAAACUCAGCGAAUGGUCCAACUGGUCUCGCUGUAGCAAGUCCUGUGGAAGUGGUGUCAAAGUUCGCUCCAAAUGGCUCAGAGAGAAGCCAUACAAUGGGGGCCGGCCUUGUCCCAAACUGGACCACAUCAACCAGGCCCAGGUGUACGAGGUGGUACCAUGUCAAAGUGACUGUAAUCAGUAUGUAUGGGUGGCCGAGCCAUGGAGUGUGUGGAAGGUCAGCAACGUGGACUUAAAAGAAAAUUGUGGUGAAGGUGUCCAGACCAGAAAAGUCAGAUGUAUGCUCAACACCAUCGAUGGCCCAUCAGAGUCAGUGGAGGACUACCUGUGUGACCCAGAGGAGAUGCCCCUGGGGGCCAGGGAGAGUCGGCUGCCCUGCCCCGAGGACUGUGUCCUAAAUGACUGGGGCCCCUGGAGCCGCUGCAGCCUGCCUUGUACUAGAACCAACAGUCGAGUGCGGACGGCGUACGUCCUUCGGUCGCCCAGUGUAGGAAGACAGUGUCCUGACACAACUGACAAAGAGCCCUGCAGCCUAAAUCUCAACUGCUUCAACUACUUCUACAACAUCACAGACUGGAGCACAUGUCAGCUGAGUCCGAAUGCUGUUUGUGGGAGUGGGAUCAAGACACGGAUGCUCGACUGUGUUCGCAGUGAUGGCAAAUCAGUGGAUAUUAAAUUCUGCCAGGAGUUGAAUCUGGAGAAGACGUGGCAGAUGAACAUCUCCUGUGUGGUUGAGUGUCCUGUCAACUGCCAGCUGUCAGAGUGGUCAGCCUGGUCGGAGUGUUCACAGACCUGUGGACUAGAAGGUAAGAUGUGGCGUCGUCGAUCGGUGGUCCAGGCUCCUCAGGGGGAUGGUCGGCCCUGCCCUUCCCAGAUGGAGCAGUGGAAGCCCUGCCCUGUUAAGCCCUGCUACCGUUGGCAGUACAGUCCCUGGUCGGAGUGCAGGGUGGAGAAUGUGGUGUGUGGACAUGGCAUGCGCUACAGGAACCUGACAUGCUUUGUGUCGGAUGGUUCCAUUGACAGCGAGGGCAGCCUAGUGGAUGAGGAGCUGUGCAGCGGCCUGGAGCUGGCAAUCAACGGAGACAAGAAAAUCAUACUAAAAGAAGCCUGCAUUCUGCCAUGCCCAGGUGAAUGUUACCUGAUGGAGUGGUCAGACUGGAGUCCAUGUGUGAGCAUCUGUGUGAAAGGGGCUGGUGUGGACUUUGGCUCCGUACAGGUUCGAUCCAAAGCUGUACUGGCCCAGGAACCCGAAAACCUGCAGAUGUGUCCAGACCAGGCCUGGGAGUCUCAGACCUGCACUGGGGGAGAAUGUUAUGAGUAUAAAUGGUUCAGCAGCGUCCGUUCAAACUCCAGCCAACCAUUCAUCUGGUGUCAGCGCUCAGAUGGACUCAAUGUCACUGGAGGCUGUCCUCCCAUGAACCCUCCGAUGGACAACAGCUCCUGUGACCCCCCCUGUCUCAUGCCCAAGUCCUUCUGCAGUGAGGCUUCUGUGUGCAUGUGCGAGGAGGGCUUCACAGAGCUGCUGUCUGCCACCGGGCAACUGGAUCGGUGUGCCCCAAUCCCCGUCCUGGAGAUCCCCACAGCGGGAGACAAGAAGGCCGACGUGAAGACAAGCCGUGCCAUUAACCCCACUCUGCCCAGCACCAUCCAACCGGGCCGCACCGGCCGCACCUGGUACCUGCAGCCCUACGGACCCGAUGGGAAGCUGAAGAUGUGGGUGUAUGGUGUAGCAGCCGGAGCCUUUGUGCUCCUCAUAUUCAUAGUGUCUAUGAUAUACCUAGCUUGCAGCUACUGUGCCAAGGUGCAUCGCACUCUUAAAGCCCAAGAAUGUGACGCCAAUGGGACGGCGGUCUGGGUGGGCCAAAAUGCACAAGAGAUGAUUUACACCUGUCCCGAUUGCCAAGAGCUGGCUCAAAGCGUCAGCAGCUCCUGAGGAUGUGGAGGGCUGAAGGGCCCCUGUCACAGCCUCCAUUGUAAACCCCAGCAGUGCUUCACCUGACUCUGUGACCACCCUUAAUGUGUCACAUGACCUGCCUGACUGGCUGAGUGAAGGUGCUGGUGCAGCAAAAAGCCAAAGAGACCUCAGAGACAGAGGCAACAAAACAACCGACUAAAACCUCUGACUCUUGCCUAUGACGGGGACACGGACAUGUAGUCCUCUGGGAGAUGCUUCACUGAGCACUUGACCUGUCAUACAGACCUCCUUCAUUUCACCAUUCCACUGACAUGGAUGUUUGCGGCAUGAAUGGAGACGUCACUGAGCGGAGAAAUUAUAGAAAAUCCUCUUAACUGAAAACAGAGACACUGGUGGGGUUUAUCCAUUUCAACUAACACUCCAGUUACUCCUCUUUUGUUUUUUUUGUUUUGUUUUUGUUUGGAUUUUCUUUUGCAAAGAGCUUUCGUGACCGCCAUCGUGAUCAAUGAAAUGCCUUUUUUUUGCCAGUCCAUGGUUGUGUAAAGGCGUUUUUCAGACAGAGGAUUGCUGGGUGCAACAGACAGACAGACAGAAGCAGCUCUCCCCUGUCUCUGAACAUGGCAGCACUCUCCAACUCUUCCCCCGCGCUUUUUUUUCUGCUUGUCCCUAAAAAUGCUGAGUAGCUAGAGGCUUAGGAUGCUCUGACGGUUCGUAUGUUGCCAAAAGUCACCGCAGGGAAGAGGAGGAGGGAGAGGAAAAUCUCCAUAAAAAGGUUUGGAUUCCUUUUUCUCAAUCCUCAACUGGGUUUUGACUCAAAUCUCUUUUACAGUCUUGAACAAAAGGGAGGCAUUUCGUUUUCUUUUUUUGUUUUUUUUUUUUUUUGCUUGAUUCAGAGGCACACAGGCCUGUGCUGUGGGAUAAACAGAUCUUUGCGAUGCUGAUGGAGCAGCAGCCUGCAACUCAUGGAACUUAUUGCCUGCCUUCGCCCCUCUGUUUGUUUCAGGCACUACAUUGCACUAUAUUAGUGCAGCAUGAUAUGCACAUGUGACUUCUUAACCUUCUAUUGCCAUAAAAUACUGCCUCUUCCACGGACACAAGCAUAAAGCAGACCAACAGUGAAGGUCAGAAUGGGAGGCCACAGAGGCAGUGGGAAAACAUGUCUAGAUGUGUCACAAAAAACCUGUGUGAAUCUCAACUAAGUGUAAAUGUAUAGAUUUAAUUUCUCACAAACCGAGUUUUUGGUUGUAGUAAAAGUACCUUUUGUGGUUUGUAGAUUUCGUCUGGUGUUCUCACUUUUUUUUCUGCCCAGAUGCGAUUGAAGAUUGAACUCUGAUAUCAGCGGGAGUCUUCUUUUACUGCUUUCAAGUUAUUUUUAACCAUGAGAGAUCAAAGUCACACUUCAUUAAUCUUCCUUUUUUUAGUAUUUUGUGCAAAAGCUCAAAUUUUGCAGUGAUUAAAAAACAGAGAUCAAUAUGGUAACACUCUAUAACAAAGGUACAUAAAGUCACAUUAUUUAAUUAACAGUUAACUCAGUGUGUUUAGUAAUAUUUAUUAAUGGUGUUCAUGUUAAGUACAUUGUUCAACAGUUUCUGAAGAUACAAUCAACAUUAGAAAUUCAACAAAUUCUGUAAAGGCCUGUGAGGUGACCUUGUUGUGAUAUUGGGCUCUACAAAUAAAACUGAACUGAAUUAGUAGAUAAAGUAAUCAGCAUUAACACUUAUAUAAUGAGAAGUAUAAUAAAGAAACAUUAACAAAUAAUUAACAUUUAUUCAGGGUUUCCAUAUUAAAUUAUGAUGUUAUGAAUAUUAGUAAAUAUCUCAUUAAAAUUGUGGUAAUGAAAGUUAUAUGUUAACCUUUGAUAAAUGUUAACAGACCUUUGAUACAGUUACUCAAUGCUUAUUACUUUUAAUAGACUUAAUGUUUAUUAGUAUAUCUAAUUAUAUCUUUCUAAUUUAUUAAAUAAGGUGUUUAUAGUUUUUUUUUUUUUUAAUAUGGACACCAUUAGUACAUAAUUAGCUGUUAAUUAAUCAUUAAUGCUUAUUGACUAAUGUUCUACUUUUACUGUAAAGUGUUACCAGUAACUUUAAAGCAUCAUGCAAAUGUUAUUUCUGCCUUACUGACGAGUUCCAUCAGUCCUGUAAUAGCAUUCUGAAUACUUGAAUGGGGCCCAGCAUCCAACUCAUUUAGGCAUAAAAGGGAGUAAUUGUUUUUAACAUCACUUAGUGAGCAUUACUGAACUAUCAAUCAGAGGAUUUUUAACUAUUCAUGUAUCAUAGCUGCUCUAUCAAUUCUCAGUCAUAACACAUGAGGUAAAAUGUAGUAAAACAGUCUGUACAAAAUUAAUAAUAAGAAGAAAAAUGCUUUUGCUCAAUUCAACGUGAAAACAAACUGGUGUGGAGAAUGUUUACUUUUUUGUUGAAUUUGUAAAUAACAGCAAUUUUUUUAUUUUUCUGAGGAAAAAAAUAAGUAUGUGUACAUUUAUUUUGUAUUGCACAGAAAAUGUUUAGUUUGAAUAUCGCAAAGUGGGUGUAUGAUAUUGCUGAUUGUUGUUACUCAUGAUGCAAGUUGUAUGUUGUAAACACGAAGCUAAAGAAAAAAAGACCCAGAAAAAGAUGGAGGCUCAGCCAUUUUGUACAGGUUGUUUAUAUGUAUGGGACAAAGUAACUGAAAAUAAAUAAGGACACGGUUGUAAACCUAAA
Messenger RNA from Sphaeramia orbicularis (orbiculate cardinalfish), 8266 nucleotides. It is a transcript of the gene thsd7ab, whose product is annotated as thrombospondin, type I, domain containing 7Ab. Bases 402 to 5585 code for a protein of 1727 amino acids. Gene Ontology annotation, biological process: actin cytoskeleton organization. The transcript is spliced from 32 exons. Gene Ontology annotation, cellular component: plasma membrane. Lineage: Eukaryota; Metazoa; Chordata; Actinopteri; Kurtiformes; Apogonidae. The record is from RefSeq and is a predicted model, not a curated record.